CCGCCCCCUGACCUCACUUCCGGCCCGCGGCAAGAUGGCGGCGCCCGGGCCCUGCCACGCAGACUUCCGCCCGGCGCAGAGACCCGGGGCGGUGUGCGGGCCGCGUCGGAGGUGAAGUCGGGACGCGCGUGGUGCGGAGCCGCCGCCCGGGCAAAAUGUCGCAAGGAAACGCUGCGGGCGAGCCGAGCGCCCCGGGAGGCCCCCGCCCCCUCCUCUCUGGGGGCCGGGGGCUUGUUGGGCGGCGGCCGGCGCCUCCCCUCACUCCGGGUCGCCUUCCCUCCAUCCGCUCCAGGGACCUCACCCUCGGGGGAGUCAAGAAGAAAACCUUCACCCCAAAUAUCAUCAGUCGGAAAAUUAAGGAAGAGCCCAAGGAAGAAGUAGCCAUCAAGAAAGAGAAGCGUGACAGGGAUAGAGACCGGCAGCGAGACGGGCAUGGACGGGGCCGAGGCCGCCCAGAAGUGAUCCAGUCCCACUCCAUCUUUGAGCAGGGCCCAGCUGAAAUGAUGAAGAAAAAGGGGAACUGGGAUAAGACAGUGGAUGUAUCAGACAUGGGGCCCUCUCAUAUCAUCAACAUCAAAAAAGAGAAGAGGGAGACAGAUGAAGAAACAAAACAGAUCCUGCGCAUGCUGGAGAAGGAUGAUUUCAUCGAUGACCCUGGGCUGAGGAAUGACACUCGAAACAUGCCUGUGCAGCUGCCGCUGGCUCACUCAGGGUGGCUCUUUAAGGAAGAGAAUGAAGAGCCAGAUGUUAAACCUUGGCUGGCUGGCCCCAAGGAAGAGGACAUGGAGGUGGAUGUACCUGUUGUGAAAGUGAAAGAGGAGCCCCGAGAUGAGGAGGAGGAGGCCAAGAUGAAGGCUCCUCCCAGAACAGCCAGAAAGACCCCGGGCCUCCCAAAGGACAUAUCUGUGGCAGAGUUGCUCAGGGAGCUGAGCCUGACCCAGGAGGAAGAGCUGCUAUUCCUUCAACUGCCAGACACGCUCCCUGGCCAGCCACCUACUCAGGACAUCAAGCCUAUCAAGACAGAGGUGCAGACUGAGGAUGGGCAGAUGGUGGUCAUAAAGCAGGAGAAAGACCGGGAAGCCAGGCUGGCAGAGAAUGCUUGUACCCUGGCUGACUUGACAGAGGGUCAGGUUGGCAAGCUGCUCAUCCGCAAGUCAGGAAAGGUGCAGCUCCUCCUGGGCAAGGUGACUCUAGAUGUGACGAUGGGAACCGCCUGCUCCUUCCUGCAGGAGCUGGUAUCCGUGGGCCUUGGCGACAGUAGGACCGGUGAGAUGACAGUCCUGGGACACAUAAAGCACAAACUUGUAUGUUCCCCUGAUUUUGAGUCCCUCUUGGAUCACAAACACCGGUAAAAUGAGCAGAUGGAGGAUGAUGGUGACUGUGCCCACGGCUGCCUGCUCCAGACGUUUUGUUCUCAAAUCUGUGCGACCCAGAAGGGGCCUGUUUAGCCCACCCACUCCAGCCUUUGGCAGCCAUUGUCCCAGUUUUCCCCACAGGGCCCACAUGGCUUCCUCCCACGGCAGCUGUGAAUGGCACCGUGGCCUUCCCACAGCAUGGAUCCUGCACAUCCUUGCUGCUGGGGGACUUGUCCCUUCUAUUUAUUUUUAUAUUUAUGUCUUAUCUCUUCGAGUGACUGCACCCUCCCCAGGUAGAGAGGGGAGGGUCUAUGGAAAAGUCCAGGCUCCUCCUGUCUUGCUGACUGUCUUGUUCUCAGGGUAGGAAGCGUAAGGACUGCUGCUGCUUUUACUCCUUCCUCUUUCCCAAGAAGCAGUGUUGGAGAGAGAGCUGGGAAUUUUGAGUCUGGGACUCAGUGCUCAAUCCCAGCUCCAUCAGUUACUAGUUGUGUGACCUUGGACAAACUACCUAACCUUUCUCAGCCUCAUUCCUCAUGGGACAAAAAUGAGGACAAUACCUACCUCACAGGGUUGGUGUGAGGAUUAAGUGGAAUGUUGUAGGUGAAAACUCCUUGCACAAGGCCAGAUAAACACAAUGGGCACUCAAUAAAUGUUAGUUUCCCUUCCCUUUGCCUGAGUCUGUUUUCAAACAAAAUAGAGAUUCCAGGAAUCUCUCGAAGACAUGAAUAGAGCUGCUUUGUCCUGACCUCCUGACUGCACUUACAAUCCCCCUGGGCCUGAAGCUCUGAGGAUACAGGUCCAGGCCCUUCCCUGCCCGUCUUCUCCUGAGCACUCUUAGCCAAGUACUGCCUAUUUACUUGGUGAGGUGCUAGCUAUAGUUCUACCAGAGGUGAAGUCAGAGACUGCCCCCCAGCACCGUACACCUGCCUUUGGUGAAACAAGGCCCCAGAACUCCUCCCCUGUCCCUUCCCCACAAGCCAUGCAAUGUCUAGCAGUACUCUUUUGGCUUCCAUUUAAAUAGUUCCCAAAAGAAUCCUGUGAGUACUCAGAAUUAUGACCACACUCAAAUACUGCUGAAAAAACAACCUUGGUAACAUGGCAAUUAAAGAUUUAUUGCAUAACAACUUACUCGACACUUGAGAGAUGACCUCCCAUUUCAAAAGUUUUGAAUUUGAGAGCCCCCCGCCCCCACUUCCUGUCCCGCCAUCACCAGGUCUGCAUCCCAAUCCCAGCUGGCCACUGUGGCCUUUUAGUUCAUGGGUCUAUUACUUUGUUCCUUUUACCAAGUCAUCACACUCUUGAUCCUUUCAGUGUGUCGUUCCUGGAGGAGCAGCUGCUCUUCCCUUAUCCCUUGCCUAUGGGGCUGGGUUUUUUCCCUGGUUCAGUGGCAGGAGGCAUCUUAGAGCUUAGGAAAGGCUGCCUACAGCAGUGUCUGUGGUUGUUCGACGCCAAUGUCACAGCUCCCUUUUCUGUGAGCUUAGCCAACUGCCUCUGGAACAGCGAUGGACCACACAGGCUCCAUAAGAGUACCUCCUCCUGACUUUGAGGUGGCCCCAGAGGUUUGAAUGAAUAUUCCUUCCUUUAGUCUCACUUUUCUGUCCUGUGAAUCUGAUUUUGUUCAUGACAGCUGGGGUAUUCCUGUGCCCAGCCCCUCAAACUGCAUACCUAGCCAGCAGCUAUGAAGAAAGAUUGAACAUUGUCCCUUCUGUAGGUCAGAGCUCAUGGGAGCUCUGUUGGUAGUGUUGUUCUGGUCUCCUAUUGCAAGGGACAGAAGGCUUCUGUGGGAACAUGUAGAAGUUCUGCUUGCUCGAAGGCUGAGCUCUGUUCUCUGGGCUCCCGUGCUGCUUUCAGAAGCUAAAGCACUGCCAGUACACCUCUAUUGCAAUCCUCAGUUUCUCUUCUGUUUCUUUGGUUCAAAAACACUCUUCUGCUUUUCUGGGUCAACUCAGAGUCCCUGCCUUGUUAGCUCUUUGGUCUUUUGCAGUCUUUAGCUUUUUGACUCCCCCGAGAAAGCUUGGGGAAGAACAUGUACUACUUUCACAUUCUCCAUCUCAAGUAUCUUGGGGAUUAACUAUUAAGACCCUGCAUCAGAGUCCCCGUGACCUGUCUGUGUAUCCCUGAUUCACAGAUUGGAUGUCAUCAGUGAAAGUGUGGAAAAAAGAUGAAACAAGUCUGCUUUCUUGACCAAGCCUCUGAAGCAUACAUUUCUACCAACAAAUAAAUGCAAAUAAUGGAAGUAAAAA
Molecule: messenger RNA, 3598 nt
Organism: Canis lupus familiaris (dog)
Lineage: Eukaryota; Metazoa; Chordata; Mammalia; Carnivora; Canidae
Gene: POLR3D
Product: RNA polymerase III subunit D
Exons: 9
Coding region: 156-1352 (398 amino acids)
Biological process (GO): transcription by RNA polymerase III
Cellular component (GO): RNA polymerase III complex
Molecular function (GO): DNA binding
Source: RefSeq, a predicted model, not a curated record